This is a messenger RNA of Myripristis murdjan (pinecone soldierfish), 3335 nucleotides long. RefSeq names its product lipoprotein lipase (gene lplb). Lineage: Eukaryota; Metazoa; Chordata; Actinopteri; Holocentriformes; Holocentridae. Bases 91 to 1602 code for a protein of 503 amino acids. Gene Ontology annotation, molecular function: apolipoprotein binding; lipoprotein lipase activity. The record is from RefSeq and is a predicted model, not a curated record. Gene Ontology annotation, biological process: very-low-density lipoprotein particle remodeling; lipid catabolic process. The transcript has 10 exons.
CUGGUGGUAAUUUCUUGGCUGGGUUGGUGCGAUCAACAGUUGAAUUCCUCAACCAGGAAUAUUCUCUCAAACAAUUCAAGCCAUUGUACUAUGCAGGGAAAAGCGAUUACCUGGUUAUUAAUAAUUGGCAUUGCGAUUAUAAAAUCAUGUGAGGCUCUUUCUAACACCAUUGAAGCCCCUUCUCUCACAAGUCCCAGCGACGCGCCACUGGACUACAGUGCCAUUGAAACCAAGUUCUCAGUGCGCAGCCCGGAGGAGCCGGAGGAGGACCUGUGCUACCUGGUGCCCGGGAGGCCGGAGACAGCCUCGGAGUGCGGCUUCAACCCGGCGCGCAAGACCAUCGCUGUCAUCCAUGGCUGGGCGGUGGCAGGAUUUUUCGACAGCUGGGUUUAUAAGCUUGUUGCUGCUCUGUUUGAGCGGGAGCCCAAUGCCAACAUCAUAGUGGUGGACUGGCUCGAUCGGGCCCAGCACCACUAUCCCAACUCAGCUGAGAACACCAGGCUAGCCGGCCAAGAUGUGGCAAAGCUGAUAAACUGGUUGGAGGCUGAACUGCAGUAUGAUCUGUCCAAACUUCACCUGCUGGGAUACAGUCUGGGGGCCCAUGUGGCAGGAGUUGCAGGCAACCUCACCAACAACAAAGUCAACAGGAUAACAGGUCUGGAUCCAGCUGGGCCUCACUUUGAGUACGCCAACGAGCUGCGCCGCCUGUCGCCUGACGAUGCGACCUUUGUGGAUGUUCUUCACACCAACACCAAAGGAAGCCCAGACUUCAGCAUAGGCAUUCAAAGACCUGUGGGCCAUGUGGAUAUCUACCCCAACGGUGGCAAUGAGCAACCCGGCUGUACUUUCCAGAAUGCCAUGAAGAUGAUUGCUACAUUCGGCAUCAACAAUGUGGAUCAGAUUGUGAAAUGUGCCCAUGAGCGGUCCGUGCACCUGUUCAUCGAUUCGCUGGUGAAUCGGCAGCAGCAGAGCAUGGCCUACCGCUGCAGCUCCAAAGACGCGUUCAACCGAGGCCUGUGUCUGAGCUGCCGCAAGAACCGCUGCAACAACCUGGGCUACGGCGUCAACAAGGUCCGCCGUGCCAGAAGUACCAAGAUGUACCUCAAGACUGGAGCGCAGAUGCCUUUCAAAGUGUUUCACUACCAGGUCAAGGCCCAUUUCUUCAGCCAGAAGAACCUGAUCCUCUCUCAGCAGCCUAUCCUUGUGUCCCUCUAUGGCACUCAUGGGGAGAAAGAAAACAUUCCUCUUAUUUUGCCCGAGCUCAACACCAACACCACAGUGUCCUUCCUGCUCACCACUGAUGUAGACAUCGGGGAGCUGCUGAUGGUGAAAAUGCUGUGGGAAAGCGAUUCCUUCUUCUCUUACUUCCGUGACAAUGAUUUCAUGAUCCGUAGGAUGCGUAUCAAAGCCGGAGAGACACAAGCCAAGGUAAGUUUCAGAGCUAAAGAUGCAGAAUUUGCCCACCUGGUUCAAGGAGGUGAUGCUGUGACGUUUCUGAAAUCCAAAGAGGAUCAAAACAGUCGGCGGCGUGAAAGGUUACACAGGCGCAAGAUGCAUGGAAGUUUCUUCAAACAAGGCCAGAAUGAAGCUGCCAUUGCUUAGCCCUUGCCUCUGUCAUUGUCAUCAACAGCAGAGGAGAAGCACUGACAGUCUAUAAGUCUCCUCUAGAAAACAAUUCUGUAUACUGCACUCCGAAAACACUUUAACACUGUUGAAAACAGCCAUUAGUGAUGUACCUUGCAUUUCUGGGUCUAUUUUGUUGUUUGGCAGUCAAAUUUUCUAAUUCACAUGGAUAAUUGGCCAAGAAAUUUCCAGCAUAGAUAACAGUGGAGCUUGAUAGGUGAAAAUUAUUCACCUUUGUAAAUAGCUACUGCAAACAGAGUCAAAGUACAAAGGUUUCUUUCUAGACUCACAAUUUUACAACAAAGUUCAACCAUCCAUUUUACAAUCAAAGACAGAAGAAAAAACAGCCCCACUAGAAUAUUUGUACAGAAGCUAAUUACGACCUAUAGUUACGUUUUAAAGUUAAGCGCCCUCUAGUGGUCAUGUAAAUAACAACGCUGUGGUCCGUGUAACUGUAUGUUCAGACCAAACAUGAAGCAAGUUUUGCCCGCGCCAAAAUUGCAUUCAAAGUCAAUGCAAAGACGUAAAUAGAUACGAAUUCGCGCUGGGCGACACGAUUGCCAGAAUUUUCCACAUCGUAAAUGAUGCAAAAUUCACAUAUUCGUAUGACCUGAAAUUUUUCAAGUCAAGCGAGAAAUUCAUGGCUAUAUAUGUGCGAGUCCGCAAUGCGAAAACUCACUUCGGGUUUGGUCUGAAAACACAGUUAGGAGACUGGUGAGGUUGUUGAUGGGUCAGUCAACAUUAUCAACCCAGUUUGACUCCUGUCUCAAGUGGGGGCAGUGUUUCUUUUCAGGUAGCUAAUGUUAGCAAUCUAACAUGAGCAACUGUAAGCAAAUGUUUUGUAACCCAAAUCCUGACCCUAACCAUUAGGCUGCGACAAACCUUUCCCUAACCUUAGCAAUAACCUACGCAAUAACAAUUCCUAACCUUAACCUUAAAGUUUUUGUAGUGGCUAGUGAGCAGACAUUUGUUAGUGAACAAUAGCUCGCUCAGGAAACUGUCCUUUGAGUUGUGUUAGAGACGCUCCUGUGGAUUGCAUGUGCUACUAAUUUAGGAAACGCUCCUAUUGGUUGAAACAAAGGACCGUGAAACAAAUGACACAUACAGCCGUAUGUGUUGGAAGAUUUGGAGAGGAAUUGUGGGAAAUUUAGGAAAUCACUAGAGAGCCAUGUUUAGGGAACGUGUGUACUCAAGAUGCAUUGAACAUCACAAAUGGAUGAUUUAUAACAGUGUCAGAUUUCCAAGGAUGGAUCUCUCUUGUAAUAUCAACAUGACCUUUGCUGUCUCUUGUUGACAAGUCCAGAAACCUGCUGUGUGCUCUUUGGACCUCCACACAUGAUUACAUAAUCUGCUUGGAAGUGUGAGCUGUGUUUGAAAAUCUCAGGUAUUCAGCUGGAAUAGUUUUAUGUAGAAGUCGGUGAUAAAGCACAAAUUAGAACUGUUUUUCUUUGGAGUCAUCCUCAGUAGCCUGCGGUAUGUAAUUCAACAUUCCUAUCACGGAACCAAAUUCUUUAGUACAGAUUUUUUUUUUUUGUCCUGUCUCAGUCUGUACUGAAUAUUUUACGAUUAUAUUUGUUUGCACUUUUUGUUUCAUUUACAGUAACAAAGAAAUAAUGUAAACCACACAAGAUCAUUUCAAGCAGUCAGCUUUAAGUAUGUUUGAGUAGCAAAAUGUUACAUUUUAAUGGUACAAUACAUUGUUGUUGGAAUAA